Homalodisca vitripennis (glassy-winged sharpshooter) is the source of this 5837-nucleotide messenger RNA. RefSeq names its product carboxypeptidase M-like. Gene Ontology annotation, biological process: proteolysis. The transcript has 9 exons. Gene Ontology annotation, cellular component: cell surface. Lineage: Eukaryota; Metazoa; Arthropoda; Insecta; Hemiptera; Cicadellidae. Gene Ontology annotation, molecular function: zinc ion binding; metallocarboxypeptidase activity. The record is from RefSeq and is a predicted model, not a curated record. The coding region runs from base 115 to 1494 and encodes 459 amino acids.
GGAACUUAUCUAACCAUCGAACUUCCGGCGAGGCAGUGGUUGAGAGACUCAAGUCACAGUUAGUUUGGAAGUUUCCUACGAUUUGGAUCUGUGUUAUGUUUAGUCAGACCCAAAAUGUUGGUGUGGAAGUGUUCAUGUGUUCUCCUGAUUUGCAUGGCUGUCAAAGCCGAAUUAUUCGAGAUGAACUAUUCCGAAUAUCAUAACUACAAGACGAUGACUGCAUUCUUAAAAAACAUUAGUGAAGCCUACCCCAAUCUUACGCACCUCUACAGCAUUGGAGAGUCUUAUGAAGGCAGACAGCUAUGGGUGAUGAAGAUAUCAGGUGGUGUUGACACAAUCCUGAGACCUCACGUGAAGUUGAUAGCAAACGUCAAUGGUAAUGAGUCAGUCGGAAGAGAGCUCUUGCUUCGUUUCAUAGAGUACUUGGUGAACGAAUACAACAACAAAAACAAAAUGGUGAGGAGGAUCCUGGACUAUAGUCAUGUGCACAUCCUGCCCAGCAUGAAUCCUGAUGGUUUUGAGACUUUAUUGGAGAAGUACAGCGCAUGCUCAGAUUUAGCACAAUCGGAAGGAAAUGAGAAUAGCAAUGGCGUGAUACUCUAUGCGGACUUCAAUAAUACUUCCCCACAGAAAGAAACUUUGGCGGUGAAAAAAUGGAUGGACGACGUCCCUUUUGUGUUAUCAGCCACACUCAAUGGCGGUUCCAUUUCUGCGUUUUACCCGUUUGACGAUCAUCCAGAAGACAAGUUCGCUACUGAUGACGAUGAUAUUUUUAAAUAUCUAGCCUUCACUUACGCUGACAAACAUGAAAAGAUGCUGUUUCCAAACCCUUGUGGUGGAAUCGAUGAACCUGCAGUUCAAACCGGUGGUUCAUACGUGCCGCUCGAAGGCAGUAUGAUGGACUUCAAUUACAUAGCACAUGGGUGUAUGGAAGUCUCUUUUCAGAUAUCCUGUCACAAGUAUCCCUUUCCUGAGGACUUGCCAGAUUUUUGGGAUGCAAAUAAAGAGCCAAUACUAGCGUACUUGGGCGCAGUCAGAAUGGGGGUGAGAGGACUUGUGAUAGACGAAGUAGGAAAUCCUGUUCCGAAAGCAACAAUCAGAAUCAGAGGAAGAGAAUCAGCCGUGUUUCAUACCACAUCCAGAGGAGAAUUCUGGAGACUCUUGAUGGACAGCCCGGUCUACAUGUUUCAAGUGGAGGCGAAAGGAUUUGAAACCAAAGAACAGCCUAUUAUAACGAAGAAUCCAACAUCAGAGGAUGAGUGGCCGAUGAUAGUAAACAUCACUUUGAUUCGCCCAGGCACCAAGACCACUACCUCAACAUUGAGGACUGUCACCACAGUCAACCUCACUACGCCAACAUACUCGUACAACACAGAGACCACAGAGAAGGACGACGUCUUAGACUUGGCUGCGACAAGUGAUGUUGAGGCCAAUAUUUUCCCUAACUGGGUACUAGUAGUAUGUUUAUUUGUAGUAUUUUUCACGAAUCGUUAAACUAUAUAGAAUGUUUUUAUUGAAAAUCUCAAACUAAAAAUUACUUUUUUACAUAUCUAGGCCUAGUAAGAGUUUGGUUGUGAUAUUAAAAGUGAUCAAGUUAUUUGUUUUGUAUUACCAGAAUGGUAAACAAAAUGGGAAUUGUGAAAAAACCAAGAUGGUCACAUAGGGAGUCUGGAAGGUCAAGGAAAAGACUCCAGCAAAUCCUCCUUGAAUAUUAAAAGAGAUAAGAGUAAUAUGUGAAUAAUGUGCAAAUUCAUUUCCAGCCAAUAGCCAAAAUCGACUCCCUUAGUUAAACUUUAGUGACUGGUGUGGUUCUCUUAUGUACUUAUUUUUUCUUUUUUUAUUUUACUUUAUUCUUGUACAUUUUCUUUUCUGUCCUAUAAAUUUUUGCUUAAUACAGUUCUAUGAAAAUGAAAGAAAAUAACUGUUGUGUUGCAGCAGAUCACAUCAUUUGAAAUAUGCAAAACACCAUGUCUGGUAUAAACUGAACAUCUUUGAAUGUAUUCUAACGAGUUUCGUAAAGAUACUUCCUUGUUUCCAGUUAUUGAUGUCAGUGUAGACUAUUAACUGAAGUAACAGGACUGAGUUCAGAGUUAGGAGUGAACUUCCUUUUAUUAAUCUCUUGCUUCAUCAAAAGCAUUAGCGAAAAGAACCUGAGAUAUAUCUAAAUCGGGCUUUGAAAUUCCUUCCGUAUCAGUUGAUACUGUCAGUCUGUGACAAAGAACUUCAAAACUCUCCAUUUUUGUAAAGAUUCUUCCUUGUCAAUAGUUAUCUAUAUUGAUGUCAGUGUAGUAACUAAAGUGACAGAACUGAGUUCAGAGUUAGAAGCAAACUGCAUUUAUCAUAACUGUAUACUUUUGUUUGUAACCAGAUUAGCUACGUCUAAAAAAAGUAUACAAUUAUAAUACAUCUCAUCUGAAUAGUACAAAAAUUAGUUAUACUGUCACAUCUAAUCGUGAGCAAUGUAUCCAUAAUAAUUUGUAAAUAUAAAUUUCACUGCCAGCUCAGUUUGUCAAUUAUAAAUUCCGUAUGGAUAAGACCUGCAUAAAAGUUGCGAAAGGCAAGUUAAAAACGUUUGAAGAUUUUCUAUGUAGAUUUUGAAUAAAAAAAGAACAUGAUGGUACCCUGAGAAACUACAGAAAUUCAGAGAUAACAAACUCUUCUGAUUUAUUCUAAUCAAAUUUUAAUUUCAGCUAAAGUUUGAGUGGGUAACUUUGGGACCAAGGGAGCAUUCACAGUUUGUUUGUGCUCAACUUAGAAAUUUGCUCUAGAGUUAUAAUGGUAUUCUCAAAUUCACUGAUAAAAUCGACAUAAAUUGCAUAAACUAGAUUGUUUCACAUAAAACAAUUGGCACAUACAUAGAACAUGUUAAACCGCUGAUGGCCGAUUGUAGAGUGUCUGUAAUGCUCCAAUGCUCCUUCAAAAUUAUUAUAUAAGACUUUUUAGUCCCUAAGAAAAGGUUCUUUAUGGAUUUCAUAAAAUAAAUUGACUGCAAUUGAGUUUUUGUCAUUGAAAUAAAGGUAUGGUAAAUUAAAUUGUUUUUGAGAGCUUGUUGGAUAUUCUAUUUCAAGAAAUGCCACAUUCUACAUUAUGAGAUCUUAAGAAAUAUCGUGUUAUCUUGAAAACAGUCAUCACGCUAGAGAUGGCCAUACUGUUAAAAAAAGCAAAACUAUCUUACUUACAUUAAGGUAUAAGCUUGUAUUAUAUCUUUGAUUGUGUUAUCGAACUUGAAAGAUAAGUCAUCAAACAAGACGUUUAUCAAAAUGUAGUACUCAGCUUGGGCAGAGGUAUUUUCCUACCAACUCCAUCCUGUCCUAAGUUAGAAGUGUUUUGUAGCUAAAAUCUGCUAUUUCUACUCAAAACUCCUUAACUGAAAAGGCGAGUUGAAACUGAAACAGGUAAUUGACAAAAGCUCACACUCAUAGUUAUGCUUGCGAUGAUAGUCGAGGAAACACAUUCUGGUCAGGUGACUUCUACAUUACGAUGGAGAUGGUAAGAAAAUACCUUUGCCUAAACUGAUUGUAUUAGUUACACAAGAGAUAACUAAUAAAAUGCUGUAGAUUGAAGUACGGUAAAGUAAGAGCUCGGACUGCCCUCUCUGCACUGAGAGGCUCAAGUAGUAAAUAUUUGAAUGGUAACAAUCAAAGUUAUAUAGUUCAGCCUUAAUGUUGACCUUCAGAAAUAUCUCUAAUAUUCCUCCAGAUCUCAGUACGCAUUUUCCAUACAAAUGAUUUAUGUCCUGUGUAACUUAUACAAUCAAAGAUUAUACUUAGGUACAAGUAUUGUAACAAACACAAUGUUUGUGAACUUAAUCUUCUAUAAAAUGUCUUCAUAGCAAAAAGUUUCAAACAUUUCUAUCAAAAUCAAAAUGUAAUGCAUAUUCAUUUUCUGUGAAUUAUAACCCUUCAAGUGUCUGUACCUUAGAGAAAUUUUUAAUUAUCAGUACUUAUUCUUUACUAAUACCUUGGAAAUACCCAAGCGUAACAAUAAGAUCCAAGAGUUCUAAGUCUUAGUACCUCCAACAUGAAGACAAAAUGAAGACUAUAAGUUAUUUUUGUAACUAUCACCAAAAAUUACAAGAGUUAUAAGUUAAGAUUAGUACAAAAUAAAUAUAAAACCAGUACAAAAUUUGUUAAUUAGUGAGUUAUAAUAGUAAAUUGUAUAAUAGUAUAUUUGUAAAUAUUGUACAGUUAUUAAGUCAGAGGAUCAUGUAACAGUAGUUAAGUCUUCAAGUAAUCAUUUACUGUACUUGUACGUUGUUAAUCAUAGAAUUGCCUAUAAUAAUGAUAGUAGAGUGAAAGUUGUUAAUGUUAGGAUAUUAUAGUAUGUAAAGGUGAGAGCGCUUUAGAAAUGAGUGGUUGUUAAAGAUAAAUAGCCAAUAUUUUUAUAAUAUUCUUCUAUUUGUUAGUUAUGUUUUGUUACAAACUGAACUUACAAACCAUGUGUUGAGUAAUACAGCUAGUACAGUAAUAUAGUUAUUUUCCAAAGAAAAAUAAUGUAAAAGAUUUCUCACCAGUUUUUUAUGUUAUUUGGGGUUCUGAAGCCCAAUUUAUCGUUUGCCAUCUCAAAAACAAUAGGAAUCUCAAGAAAACAGAAAAUAUUACUAUAAUAAAUGCAGUUUUGUGUUGAAGUAAUUUUAUUUUUCAACUUUAAGCAUAGGUCCUGAGCAAUGGAUUAAGUUAAAGGUUUUACCCAUGUAAAAUGGGGCAUUUGGGGGAAUUUUCCAAAAAACAUUUGCAUUACGAAAUUAUGAAAAUAAAUCAUCUGAGACAGAUUGAUGCCAAAGUACUGAAGACUGGAAGGCAAAAGGACAACUGUACUUUUUAAAUUUUGCUAUAUCACUUGAACAACUUGAAUUUAACUAAUUUAUGCCUACAAUUUUUAAGGAAGUUUAAUCUUCUUUGAUUUCAAAGGAGAUUAAACUUCCUCCAAUGUAAAGAAUGUUAUCAAAAACUUUGUAUAUUUCUUUUCGUUUUCAACGAAAGUUCAAGAAUUUGCCUUUUUACAAUGCGCUCUUACAAUGGCACCCAAUGUCUGAUAAACAAAAGUACAGUGAGAAUUUAAGAGAUUUAUUCAUCAUUUUUUUACGUAGAACUAUUUUAUUAAAUACGCCUUAUUUUAACAAUAAAGAGGCAAAAGUGCUACGAUUUACGGUUUUACCUCGAUUUUCUCUGUGUUUUCCAAACCUCCACAAAGGUGGCAGACAAUUAGUUGAUUCAGACUAAGCACCACAAAAAUAUAUAAAACGGGUACAGUAUAUCUUUUAUAUAACUUUUUUCUGAAUCCGUUGCAUUUGAACACCAUAUAUCUGUAGUGCAUAAUACUUAUAAAGAAUGUUACUUAUCACAUGUUUUUACAGCAUACGAUAUGAACCACCAACAGCUGUUCAUCUACUUUCAGCUAUGUAAUAGUUACUUACACAGUUAUAGUACAAUUCUAGGAAAUAAUUUUAAUUGGUAGUUGUAUGUUUUAGAUAAUAGAACAUUUUGCGUGGUCCAGUCACAGAUAAAAUAAUGCACACAACUUAUAUACAUUAUACACUGUAAAAGGCUUUUGUAAAAUGCUUGUACAGUUUACGGCCCUAAUAUUAAGCUCAUCCUAAAUCUCAUUAUUAGUAAGAUCUUUCAUAACAUGUAAGAAAUAUGUAAACUAAUAUUAAGAAAUGCUGAACAGAGUGUGUGUGUGUGUGUGUGUGUGUGUGUGUGUGUGUGUGUGUGUGUGUGUGUAAUUUUAAAGGCUUUAAUUAUGUGUAGAUUAGAUCUAAUUUAGUUGUAACAAUUUUUUACUGACAUGAAUUUUAUCACAUUGUUUACUGAAAGAAUAAAAUAAUACUAAUACUA